GGGCUCCGCGGUUCCCUUCCAAUGAAGACAUUCAAAUGCUGUCUUAAAUACUCCUUACAAAAGAAAGUUUUCGUCCUGUUUUUAACCCUGUGGCUGUUCUCCUUGUUGAAGCUUUUAAACGUGGGGAAGAUCUUCUUUCCCGAAAGAGACAUUUACUUAGUGGAAUACUCUCUGAGUACCUCCGCCUUUGUAAGAAACAGGUAUACCCACGUUAAAAAUGAUGCUGGCUAUGACAUUAACUGUUCAGCUAUUCACGAACAGGAGCCACUGGAAAUUGGCAAGAGUCUGGAAAUCAGAAGAAAAGAAAUCAUCGACUUGGAUGAUGAUGAUGUUACGGCAAUGACCAGUGACUGCAAGAUCUAUCAGACCCUCAGAAGUUACCAUCAAAAGCUUGUUUCAAGGGAGGAGAAACGCUUCCCGAUAGCCUACUCAUUGGUGGUCCACAAAGACGCAAUUAUGGUUGAACGACUGAUCCAUACUAUAUACAACCAACACAACAUUUACUGCAUCCAUUAUGAUCGGAAGUCACCGGAUACCUUCAAGGUGGCCAUGAACAAUCUAGCUAAGUGCUUCUCUAAUAUUUUCAUUGCUUCCAAAUUAGAGACUGUGCAAUAUGCUCAUAUUUCCAGGCUCCAAGCUGAUCUGAACUGCCUGUCAGACCUUCUCAGGUCUUCAGUUCAGUGGAAAUAUGUCAUCAACCUCUGCGGGCAAGAUUUUCCCUUGAAGUCCAACUCUCAAUUGGUAUCAGAGUUGAAAAAACUCAACGGAACAAAUAUGUUGGAGACAGUGAGACCCCCUCACAGUAAAGUGGAAAGAUUCACUUACCACCACGAGCUCAAGCAGGUACCUUAUGAAUACAUGAGUUUACCAGUAAGGACAAACAUCUCCAAGGAACCCCCACCUCAUAACAUUGAGAUGUUUGUGGGCAGUGCUUACUUUGUGUUAAGUCGGGCCUUUGUGAGCUAUGUUCUCAACAGCUCCGUUGCUCAAGACUUUUUCAUCUGGUCUAAAGAUACGUAUUCACCUGAUGAGCAUUUUUGGGCUACCUUAACUCGGGUGCCAGGAGUGCCUGGGGAGAUUCCUAGGUCAGCCCAGGAUGUUUCCGACCUACAGAGCAAGACCCGCCUUGUCAAAUGGAACUAUCACGAAGGCCUUUUCUACCCGAGUUGUACGGGCUCUCACCUCCGCAGCGUGUGCAUCUAUGGAGCGGCUGAACUAAGGUGGCUGAUCAAAGACGGACACUGGUUCGCUAAUAAGUUUGAUUCUAAGGUGGACCCUGUCUUGAUUAAAUGCUUGACAGAAAAGCUGGAAGAACAACAGAGAGAGUGGAUGACCUUGUCUUCAGGGAAAAAAAAUCACGGCUGAAAGUCCCACACUCCUACUGCUGUCGUCAAUUCGUCACGAAGAUAAGGUGUCUAGUAAAAGCAGUUAGUAGGGAGGUACCAUCCAAACUUAACCUUCUUGUUGUUUGAAGGGUCCCCAGAUCCCAUACUUUGGGCAGAAAUCAGUCUAGAUAUUUUUUUAUGCUUUUUUUGCUCGUCAACUCACUGAGUUCAAUCCGAGGUCUUGAAAUGUCUAGCCGGUCAUCAAGGUUUAUUGAGUUUCAGCUGUCCUCCAGGCAUUUCUUAAGAAAUGUGUGGGACUUCAGUUCACGUUGUAACGAGGUGGACAAUACCUUCAAGGAGCCAUGGCUCACCACAAGCACACAGCAACUUUAACUUUUAAAAAAAUUAUCUUUAUUUAUUUGUUGGAUAGAGACUGUUAAAAAUCGAGAGGGCAGGAGUCAGGUGGUAGCGCAGAGGGUUAAACGCAGGUGGUGCAAAGCGCAAGGACCAGUGAAGGAUCCUGGUUUGAGCCCCCGGUUCCCCACCUGCAGGGGAGUCACUUCUUCACAGGCGGUGAAGCAGGUCUGCAGGUGUCUGUCUUUCCCCCUCUCUGUCUUCCCCGCCUCUCUCCAUUUCUGUCUGUCCUAUCCAACAACAAUGACAUCAACAAUAACUACAACAAUAAAACAACAAGGGCAACAAAAGGGAAUAAAUAAAUAUUUUUAAAAAUGGAAAAAAAUGAGAGGGCAGGGAGAGGUAGAGAGUCAGAGAGACACCUGCAGCCGUGCAUCACCACUUGCAAAGCUUUUCCCCUGCAGGUGGGGACUGGGGGCUGGGGGCUCAAACCUGUGUCCUUGAGCGCUUUAACAUGUGCGUUCAACCAGGUGCACCACCCGGCCCCUGGUAACUUUAACUUGAAAUUCUCCAGAUAACUAUCAAGAUUCUCUUGCAGAAAUUCUGGAGUACUGAAGGCUGGUAACCAUAUAACUUGCCCAUUUUAGGAUAGUAUUGGAGAACCAUACCCAGCCCUCCACAGGUCUCUUAACUCGGCUUAACUUCACCAUGAGAACCCUAGAAGGGGCUACUACCUCAGACGAGCUCAAGGAGUUGCCAAAGCCCAGCUCACCUUUGGGUGUGCCACCCGCUCAGCACUAGAGACGCAUGGGGUGUGGUUGGUGUGGAGACGCGGACGGGGAGGCCGAGGAGUAGGAGCAGGAGACGCGGUGUCUGAGGAGGAGGACUUUUUAUGUCACUGGAGCCUCGCUGCUCUGGGCCAACUUUUUUUGUUUGAACUUUUUUUGUUUGUUUGUUUGGUUUUUUUCAGAUAGAAAGAGUGAAGGAGGGAGAGAGGGAAAGACACCACAUCACAAAGGCUUCCUCCAGCGCAGGGGCCGGGCUCAGCCCCCCGUCAUCCACAUGGCAAAGCAGAUACUGGAGAGAAUGACUUCUGUGCCACACUGCAUACGAAGUCCAGAGUGACUGGUCUUGUCCUUCCUC
Molecule: messenger RNA, 2822 nt
Organism: Erinaceus europaeus (western European hedgehog)
Lineage: Eukaryota; Metazoa; Chordata; Mammalia; Eulipotyphla; Erinaceidae
Gene: GCNT4
Product: glucosaminyl (N-acetyl) transferase 4
Exons: 2
Coding region: 22-1365 (447 amino acids)
Cellular component (GO): membrane
Molecular function (GO): acetylglucosaminyltransferase activity
Source: RefSeq, a predicted model, not a curated record